UAUAUCUUCUCAGUUCUCGCCUCCCCUACCUCACUCUCCAUUCAACUCUCCUUCUUCUUAGAUUCGCCCUAAUAUUGGCUGUGAUAAAACCCUACCUACUUUCUCUAUCUCUCUCUGCAUCUAUCUCCCAUGGCUUCCUUUGCCUCUUUCUUGCUCCUAUCUCUCUUCUUCUUGAAUUUCGUUUCAAGUUUUGCGUCUUUUUCUGCUUCGUUCCCUCUCACUUCCGUUCCUAUAGCGCGCGGAUCUUCCGCGCGGAACGUUUUUCUGUCGUCGAUGAGAGCGAGGGGUAAAAUGGUCCGCCGCGGCUCGACGGCGGCGAAAGCGGCGAUGCCUUCUUUGGAUUAUAAGUCGAGUUUUAAGUAUUCGAUGGCGCUGGUUGUUACGCUCCCCAUCGGGACGCCGCCGCAGAAUCAACAGAUGGUGUUGGACACGGGGAGCCAGCUGUCGUGGAUUCAGUGCCACAAAAAAGUUCCCCGGAAACCGCCGCCCACGGCGGCGUUUGACCCGUCUCUGUCGUCGUCGUUCUCUGUUCUUCCUUGUAGCCACCCGAUGUGUAAGCCGAGAAUUCCCGAUUUUACCCUUCCCACUACUUGUGACCAGAACCGCCUCUGCCAUUACUCGUAUUUCUACGCGGAUGGGACUUUAGCGGAGGGUAAUUUGGUCAGGGAGAAAUUCUCGUUCUCCAAUUCCCAAACUACCCCUCCUCUGGUUCUCGGAUGCGCCGCGGAAUCCGCGGAGGCGCAGGGUAUUUUGGGUAUGAAUACUGGGAGGUUAUCCUUUGCCUCCCAGGCUAAGAUACAAAAAUUCUCUUACUGCGUCCCCGUCCGGCAAGGCGCCGGCGCCGGCGCCGGCCGGGGAAUAAUCCCCACCGGAGCUUUCUAUCUCGGCCGGAACCCCAAUUCCCCGGCCUUCCAAUACAUCAACCUCCUCACUUUCUCCCAAACCCAACGCCGCUCCCCCAACCUCGACCCCCUAGCCUACACCGUCGGAUUCACCGGAAUCAAAAUUGGCGGGAAAAAACUAAACAUCUCGGCCGCCGUUUUCCGGCCGGACGCCGGCGGCUCCGGCCAGACAAUCAUCGAUUCCGGCACGCAAUACACGUUUCUCGUGGACGAGGCGUACAACAAGGUCCGGGAAGAGGUCGUCCGCCUCGCCGGCCCCAAAUUGAAGAAAAACUACGUCUUCGCCGGAGCCCUGGACAUGUGCUUCGACGUCAGCCCGACGGAGAUCGGACGGCUGAUAGGCGACAUGACCUUCGAAUUCGAAAACAGGGUUGACCUCUUGGUCAACAGAGACAGGAUAUCCGACAACGUCGAAGGUGGGGUCCAUUGUCUGGGCAUCGGACGAUCCGAAUCGCUCGGAGUGGCCAGCAACAUCAUCGGAAACUUCCAUCAGCAAAAUCUCUGGGUGGAGUUUGACUUGAUCAGACGCAGAGUGGGCUUCGGAAAAGCCGAUUGUAGCAAGGCUGUGUAGAGUUAAAAUUAAGCUUUAUUUAUUUUUUAUUUUUAUUUCUUCUUUGAGAAAAAAUAGGAUGUUCUGUUGCGGUACAUAUGUUGUGAUUGUAUAAAUAUGUUGUACUCGUGAUAUAUGUAUAUGUAGAGGGUCUGGCAUUAUAAUGUGCCCUGCCAAAAUUUUUUUAUUCAUCAUUAAAUCUUAUACUA
Messenger RNA from Ipomoea triloba (trilobed morning glory), 1661 nucleotides. Its product is annotated as aspartic proteinase PCS1-like. NCBI's taxonomy places the organism in Eukaryota, Viridiplantae, Streptophyta, Magnoliopsida, Solanales, Convolvulaceae. Gene Ontology annotation, biological process: proteolysis. The coding region runs from base 130 to 1473 and encodes 447 amino acids. Gene Ontology annotation, molecular function: aspartic-type endopeptidase activity. The record is from RefSeq and is a predicted model, not a curated record. The transcript has a single exon.